AUGGCUGAGACUGACGAGUGGUCGGCCAACGCCACCGAGUCGCUGAACAUCAGCCUGGUCGCACCUGCUGUCGGAGCCACCAAGACGAUUGCUUCCUUCAACCCCAAGUUUACCUACUCCAUCUUCGGCGACGAUGAGCGCAUCUUCGGAUAUAAGGACCUCAGGAUCGAUCUGCGCUAUCGCACCUUUGACAUGCGACCGAAUGUCAAGGUGUCGUAUGGCAAGAAGUUCCAGUCCGUUGGCGAGACCGAGGCUGCGGAUGUCGACGCUACACUGAAGCAGCACCUGCCAAUGGUUGCCUUCGAGUCUGCACGCGAAUUUAACACGGGUGCCCAGAGCCAACCUGAUGGUUGGACCCCUCCUGGCACGCUCCAUUCGAGCUUUGAGGGCCAGGACGGCACAUACGAGGUGUGGAAGGGCAGCCUCGCGGACCCCGCUGUUCGGCAGAUCGUCACUCGCGUCGAGGCUCUCGUUCCCAUGUUCAUUGAGGGAGGAUCAUACAUCUCCCGCGAGAUAGACAACGAAGAAGAUCCUUGGAAAGUCCCCGAGGACGCCAACCGCUGGACUGUCUUCUUCCUCUAUCGCAAACAGACGUCGGCAGAGGCGAACGACAAGCCCUCGUACACCUUCGUUGGCUAUGGGACUGUCUACCGCUUCUUCUGCUUCCGCCCGCUCACCCCGCCUUCGUCCGAGUGGGAUCUGCCAAAAGAGGAGUUCAACCUCUUGGAAGAGCUGCCCUGCCGCUCACGGCUUUCGCAGUUCUUGGUACUGCCGCCCUUCCAGGGCAAGGGCAUUGGUGCUCGCCUGUACAAGACCAUCUUCGAGCACUACUACAACAACCCGCAGACGUUGGAGCUGACCGUGGAAGAUCCCAACGAGGCCUUUGACGACAUGCGCGACCUGGCCGACUUGACCUUCCUGCGAUCUCUGCCGGAGUUUAGCAACGUCAAGAUCAACACCAGCAUUGCCCUUCCCAGCCCUCCCAGCGGCACCGUACCCAAGGAUCUGGUCGACCAGGAGCUUCUCAGAAACCUGCGCCAGAAGACAAAGAUCGUAGAGCGUCAGUUUAAGCGCCUGAUCGAGAUGCAGACCAUGUCUCAGCUACCCGCGUCUGUGAAGGUCGGAUUCGGCGAGGAACAGAAGGCCAAGCCGACAAAGGAGGAGAAGCACCACUACCGCCUGUGGCAGCUGUUUGUCAAGCAGCGCCUGUACCGCCAGAACGCCGACGUCCUCGGCCAGCUGGACCAGUCCGAGCGUUCGGAAAAGCUCAACGAGGCCCUGGGCAGCGUCGAGCUCGAGUACGCCAGACUCCUCGACUGGCACGCCCGAUGGGAGAAGCACGCCACUGGCGCAGAGAGCUCUAGCAGCAAGCGCAAGUCGGUCGACGAUGCCGAGGACCAGGGUGCGAGCAAGAAGGUCCGGGUUCAGGAUGCGUAA
Molecule: messenger RNA, 1437 nt
Organism: Colletotrichum spaethianum
Lineage: Eukaryota; Fungi; Ascomycota; Sordariomycetes; Glomerellales; Glomerellaceae
Product: histone acetyltransferase type B catalytic subunit
Exons: 3
Coding region: 1-1437 (478 amino acids)
Biological process (GO): subtelomeric heterochromatin formation
Cellular component (GO): nucleus
Molecular function (GO): histone H4 acetyltransferase activity; histone binding
Source: RefSeq, a predicted model, not a curated record